CGGAUCGGAAAUGUCGGAAUUGCACUUUUACCCAUCACCGCCGUACAGUGACGACCUGCGGUCCUCGAGUCCACCACUGGACAAGGAAGCCGGCGGUCGAUUCUAUCCGGAGUACAUCCCGCUGACUUCGCUGGAGUACGUUCACAGCUUGACGCAACGCGCCGUCAACAUUCGCGUGGAGACGUGUGAACGCGUCUCACCGCCAUCUUGGAUCCAAGAUCAAACGAAGCCAAAACCAACCCGCAACAGCCAACCCAGCCGAAGAAAGGUGAUCCCCCCGGUGAUACGACGGAAGCGACGCCUGGCGGCGAACGCCCGCGAGCGGAAACGGAUGCACUCGCUGAAUGAGGCGUUCGAUCGGCUCCGGCGAUACCUGCCCACGAUCGGGAACGAUCGGCAGCUGUCCAAGCACGAGACGCUCCAAAUGGCGCAGUCCUACAUCACGGCACUGGCCGAAUUGCUAAAAUAGUUGCGCUUGUUUUUGCGCGCUUCCUAGGUUAAGGUUUCAUUAGCAUAACAAUCCGCACCCGCAAGUCAAA
Messenger RNA from Culex quinquefasciatus (southern house mosquito), 539 nucleotides. RefSeq names its product protein Fer3. The coding region runs from base 11 to 469 and encodes 152 amino acids. The record is from RefSeq and is a predicted model, not a curated record. The transcript has a single exon. Lineage: Eukaryota; Metazoa; Arthropoda; Insecta; Diptera; Culicidae. Gene Ontology annotation, molecular function: protein dimerization activity.